AGGUUGUAAAAAGUUAAUAGAAAGUUAAUAGCAAAUCAAAGUGUUGAUAGAAAAGGGCUCAUUACAAGGAUCAAUUUUGGGAUUCCUAAAUCCCAGGUGAAGUGUUGUGGUAUCGCUGGAACUUUGAACUUUCUCUCAUGCCAUCAGAAGAAAUUGGGAUUCAUCCCUGCUUCAUGUUUGUAUUAUCAUCCUCUCACCAUUCACAGAAUGGCAUUGUUAUUGGAAGUCACAUCCAGGAAGACUUGCCAGAAUUCCCAUCCACUCAGCCAUUGGAAUUAAAGCUUGUGCAUAAUAUGACAUCUUGAAAACAUGGGAUUGUACUUGGUAAACCAUCACAGUUGCUUCUGAGAAAAGGAAAAGGGACAAGAUACCAUCAAGCCUCCAUUUGAAAUUUAAGUAGUUGGCAACCAGAGCCUCAUUUUAGAAUAUCUGACCUGAUAUACAUCAAGAGAGUUUGAAAAGGUAGACUUGCUUGCUACCAAGAUGAAAUUAGACAUGGGGUCAAUCAAGACAGAAUUGCCACAUGAUGAUAUUGAAGAUAUGAUCAUGGAUCCUCUGUCGCUUGCAGACCUGCGCAGGGUUGAUGGAUCUGGGAGCGAAGAAAGCGAUCAUGAUGGAUCCAUUCACUGUAAAUCAGAUUCCAAAGUCUUCUCCAAAGCCAUGGGCUUACCUCCUGGCUGUCCACAAGAUCGGAAGAGGAAGAAAUUAACCCGCAUUUCUCCUCGAAUGCAGUGGUUUCAAGCUGCUGCAAAGGCAAGAGCUUUGGGAGAUCCAUGGGAGAAGUUUCAGUGGAAGGACUAUCCAACAGAGAAUGCCAAGCGUUAUCGUUACAAUGCUCUGAAAAAAGAAUGGAUUGAGGACAUGUGUGUUGUGAAGAUGGAGCCUGAACCAUUCAAUCAUGGAGCCAUGAGAGAAUGUUUUCGCAUGAAGAAGUUGAGCAAUUUUUUGCAUUCAGAUGACUGGCACAAAGAUUCCAACAACUAUGUGGCCAAACGUUACAUGGAAGAAAUGGAAAGAUCAGUGUACUUUGAAGAUGUCCACCUUCAGAUGGAUGCAAAGCUCUGGGGAGAAGAAUUCAAUAGGCACAAUCCUCCAAAGAAGGUUGACAUCAUUCAGAUGUGCAUCAUUGAGUUUGUUGAACGUCCGGGGAAGCCUGUCUACCACAUUGAACAUUUUAUUCAAGGCAGAUACAUUAAGUACAAUUCUAACUCGGGUUUUGUAGAUGAUGCCAAAAGGAAGACCCCUCAGGCUUUCACACACUUCACAUUUGAAAGGUCUGGGCAUGAGUUGAUUGUGGUGGAUAUUCAAGGUGUUGGAGAUCUCUACACCGAUCCUCAGAUACAUACAGCUGAUGGGAAGGGAUAUGGUGAUGGAAACCUUGGAACUCGGGGCAUGGCUCUAUUCUUUCAUUCUCACGUCUGCAACAGUAUCUGUGAGAGCUUGGGCCUUUCACUCUUUGACCUUGCUUCCCAAGAGCUGAAUGGUUUGUCCAAUCAAGUCAAUGCUCUGAAGGACAGUAUGACCCGAGUUCGAGGUUCAGAAGAGCUCUGUUUGAGCCCCAGUGACUAUGACCGCCAGCACCUCUUGGACUUCUUGCAGCAACGCUCCAACUCAUUCUCCCAUUCUCAACAUGCCAAGAUGAGGCGAGAAUCAGGAGGUUCCAUUCGUGUUCGCUAUGAGUCUGGUGGUUCUGCUCGGGUUCGCUGUGAGUCGGGUGGGAGUUCUCAUCAUCGCCUCAGGUCAGACUCAUAUGGAAGUGGUGAAUUCAGUCUGUCUCCACCAGAAUCCCCAACUCGACACAAUUCUGAGGGUUCAUGCGAGGAUGACCACGUGCUCUUGGAUCGGCAAGAUUCAGGAUUCUCGGGAACAUAUGGUCCUCGUCCAGUUGUAACACGUCGCCCACGUUAUGAGUCAGAGAAUAGUCUCAAUUUGAACUGUGAGGAGGAGAAAUAUCUCUUCUCAGAAUUAGCUGCAAAGAAAUCUCGAAAGUCAAAUGUAGCAGCAGAGAAGCAGCUGAGACAGGAGAUCCGGGACUCUGAAGAGGAUGGGUGGCUAGGGGAGAAAGACUCUAUUCUUGGACAGAUUCACCUGGACUUGGCCAAGUAUCAUGAACUGGGCCGAUUCUCUGAAUCCAAUGGUGACGAUUAUGACAGAGAAGCUGCAAUGUUUCAUCUGCGUCAUGCUGCAGACCUUGGUGUCAUGGAGGCCCUCAUCACCAUUGCUCAUAUUCACUUCCAGCUUCCUCAUGAUAUUCUUACUGAUAUUGAGGUGCCUGAGUCAGAGGAGAACUGGAGCAAAGGAUUCCAUGCAAUGAUGUCUGCUGCACAUCUUGGCAGUCGAGAAGCAAUGGUCUUCAUUGCAGAAGCCUUUAAGCUUGGAAGUAAUCUGCCUCAAGAUUGGUGCAUCAACUGGGAAGAGGCCAUGAAAUGGUACGAGAAAGCUGUGGACAUUGAUCCAGAAGAAGACGAGGGAUUCGGGAAUGGAACAGUGGAUCAUCCACCUUACGUACUCCUUGCAGCUCAAGCAGAAAUGCUCAAGGAAGGUGGACAUGGCCUUUCAAAAGAUCCUCAGAAAGCUAAUGAGCUUUACACUGCUGCAGCAGAGUCAGCUAUGGAGCUUAUGAAAGGGAGACUGGCAAACAAGUACUACAUGUUGGCUGAAGAGGCUUUGGCUGAGGUUCCAGAUGAUUCAUAAAACCUUUGUCAUAUGUUGGGAGUUUUUUCUUUUCUCAUCCUCUUUAUUUUCCUAUCCUUGUGUUUUCAUGUUUUUUGCUUUCCUCUAAUGGCUGAUGUCAUCAUGGAUUUGCUUAUGUAGGGUGUCUAAAGCUUUGUAAUUUCUGUUGCUGUGGAAUUCCUGUGAAACCAAUUAGUACUAAUCAAUAGAGCACCAGUGGGUGAUUGUUAAACAUUCAUGUUUAUAGUGACAUACUAUUAUCACAGCAAUCUUGAUCCUUUUUUUUUUUUUAGGAUCCAAUUUUCAAAAUUGCAGUGUACAGGUAGAGGCUCAAAUCCUGCUUCAAAUCAAUUGAUUGUUGAGAGUUAAUCUUUUCUCUCAGCAAAAAGAAAUCUUUAAUUUCCAGGUUAUUAUAGUGGCUACUAGUUAUCCUUAUCUCAAGGAAUAGGUAAGGUUAGAAUCAUUUUGAUUGCCUUGCUCCCAUCCUCAAAUUGGAACAAUUGGGACUCCUCCCUCUCUCUCUCCCCCCCCCCCCCCCCCCCUCCC
Darwinula stevensoni is the source of this 3219-nucleotide messenger RNA. The record is from the annotation of a GenBank genome assembly. Lineage: Eukaryota; Metazoa; Arthropoda; Ostracoda; Podocopida; Darwinulidae.